Messenger RNA from Mytilus trossulus (common blue mussel), 4295 nucleotides. Its product is annotated as chordin-like. Gene Ontology annotation, biological process: multicellular organism development; dorsal/ventral pattern formation; negative regulation of BMP signaling pathway. The coding region runs from base 443 to 3235 and encodes 930 amino acids. Gene Ontology annotation, molecular function: BMP binding. Lineage: Eukaryota; Metazoa; Mollusca; Bivalvia; Mytilida; Mytilidae. The transcript is spliced from 22 exons. The record is from RefSeq and is a predicted model, not a curated record.
ACAGAAGAAUUGUAUGAGCGUAGGGUUUAGUCACUACGCGAGAGUGUUUACCGAAAAACUUAACUGUAGGUGUUUGGAAGUAUCACUUCUCCAUGCAAUGUUUGAUAUAAAAAUCCUCCCAUUUUGCGUUUUCUAUUCAUUCAAACUUGCGACCUUUUUAUUCUUAACCAAUCAACGUGGGUAUCAUGGUUUAUCAAUACAAACCCGGAUAAAUAUAUAUGAUAGAGCGCUUCAUCAAAACUUAAAAAACAUUCAAUUUAUGAAAACUAAAUAGAAAUAAAAAUUAGUUACAAGAAUUAAGAAAUAUUCUUGUUUGUCACGUAAAAUUACAAAGAAAAAGAUCGAUUUGAUGAAUAAAAAUCGUCAAGUGGUGAAUAAGUUCGUGUAGAUUUCAAUAGAAAUUGGAUAUUUUCUCUAUUUAUUGUAAGAUUGAAGUAGACACAUGUUUGAUUUAUUAAGAGAGAUUUUAUUACUAGCUGGGUUUGCACACCUGGUCAUAGCUGCUGAAAUAAGAUUUUCAGCACUACGUCCUGAACCAGAAAUAAAGGAGAAGGAAAUUUAUCAACCAGGAUGUUGGCUUGGGAAGCAUCAUUACAAGCUUAUGGAGAAGUUUUCACCAGCAUUGGAGCCAAAUGGAAGACUUGUUUGUAUUCUCUGCCAGUGUAUUCCGGUGACGAGGAAAGGAAUCAUUCAACAUUAUGGAAAAGCAAAAUGUGUCAAUAUCAAGGAUAAGUGUCCUUUACCGAACUGUCACAAUCCAAUACUGCUUCCCGGAAAAUGCUGCAAAUAUUGCCAAGGUCAAGUGCCGUUUGAGGAUCAGUAUGUUUUGCUGCCGCAAGAUGUUAAUGACCAUUAUGAAAGCUCUGUGAAUUCUGAUAAAGAAGCAAGAGAGGAAUACAAAGAGCAAAGAUACACAGCUCUGUUGGUCGGUAAGAAUGUAGUAGGUACCCCACCACUUAUGACAAAAGCAGUUGCAAUGGUUUAUGUAUUGGUUAAGAAAGAUGCUACACUCCAGUUCUCCGUAAGAUAUGCAGAAUUACAGAAUCCGAAACAAAUAAAUGUUGUCGAUAGCAACGGAAACGUACUGCUGUCACAUGACUUCAAACAAUCAAGAGACAGAAAGUUCUGUGGAGAAUGGUAUAAUGUACCAUCCUAUUACCUAAACUAUAUAGCAAAGAAACAACUUCACCUGACGAUAACGACCAAAAGAUAUCCACGUGGAGAAGUAGCUGGUAUUCCGGAACAUGACACGUCAUUUGAUCAUGGAACAUUUGGAGCAUUACUUAUAUCACCAAUACCACGUGGUAUAGGAGCUUAUGUAGAGUUUAGAUACUCCUAUUCAAGCAGACGAAAGGUUAUUGACUAUCUCAUAUAUCAGGACGGAUUUCUGGAUAACAAAAGAAGAAAACUUGAAUAUUUUGUGACCAUCGAGAAAAAUACGAAAAUUAUCCAUCAAGAUACACGACGAAUACGGUACAAGUCAAACAAGAAAGCAAAUUUAAAUGGAUCUUGGAAGCGACCAAAUAAAAGGGAAAGACGACUGAUGACGAGACGAAAACUUCGCCUAAGGCUAACGUCUAAAGGAGGAACAACAAUGAUUGGGGACAUAACACCAGUACUCACAUGUCAAAUUUUUCAGGCAGUGUUGUCGAGCAGUGAAGCAUUAACAGACUCGGUUCAUCCUCUGACCAGUGUUGGUUCAGCUGUCUUCCAGCUUCAUGAUAAUGGACAAAUAGCAUAUAUGAUACGGCUGUAUAGUAUGAAACAGAAUUUAGUUUCGUUAACAUUAGAAUCAACACCAACACGACGGCGAAGGAGAAGGGUUAUACAAGAUCUGACAAAAACGUUUAGAUAUAACACAUCCUCGGAUAACGGUUUUGCCGUAGGAAUUUUCAAGAAACCAACAGCAAAAGACCUUACAAUGUUUUUGACCGGAAAGUUGUACAUUAACGUUGGAACCUCUUACAGACAAAUAAGUGCUCUUCGUGGAAAGAUAGAACGAACUGAGCAUGACAGUACAAUUGAUAUAUUAAGAAAUGCGCCUUUCAUUCUGAUGGCACAACCACAGACUCAAUCAACUGGUGUCGCUGGGCAUGCGUGGUUAGCUGUAACUGAUAAAUGUGUAUUGCAUUAUCAGAUAUUGCUGUCUGGAUUAAGGGACCACACUACGAUUACAGCUUUGAUCACAGGAAAAUAUGAUUCAGCUCCAUCAUACAGUGGAAACGCUAUCUACACGAUUAUUAUAACGGAUUUUAAAAAUGGAAUAGCUAGCGGGCGUAUUUCUGACAUCUCUAGAGAAGUAUUUCAAAGUCUCGACAGAGGGACUUCCUUCAUGCAAAUAGACGUUGUGGGUGUGACAAAAGGAAGUAUAUAUUCAAAUCUAAGCAUUGUUAAUGAUUGCUGGCAGAAGACGAGUGGAAAUAAUUAUAACAUGUUACUAGAUGAGGGUUACAAAGUUCCGGUGGGAAAUCCUAUCACGUCCUGUAAUUAUGAAGGUCGAAUUUAUAAUGACGGAUCAACGUGGAUUCCUGUAGGAAAUGAUUCGUGUUACACAUGCACGUGCCAGCAACAAAAAAUACUGUGUGAUGUUGUUGUGUGUCCUGGGCUCAAAUGUGAAUAUAAAGUCAAAGUUCCAGGACUUUGUUGUCCUAAAUGUGCAGAAAAACCAGACAAAACACGUCUACCAUUAACCUCACCUAACAAUACACACUCUGAAGGCUCCUGUUAUUAUGAUGGUGAUAAACGAUGGCAUGCUGCUGGAACUAAGUGGCAUCCCUAUGUGCCACCAUUUGGCUAUGUCACAUGUGCUGUUUGUAGCUGUAUGACAGAUGGUAGUUAUGAUUGUAAAAGAUCUCCAUGUCCGGCAUUGAAUUGUUCUAAAUCCGAGGCAGUUCGUAUCAAAGCAAAUGAUUGUUGUCAGGUUUGUCCAGAUAAACAAACUCUUGUCAUAACAAAUAGUGAAAACCAAGCUGACCACGCUGUUGCAUCAAAAGAAAAAUCUUGUAAGUUUGGAGACGAAGUUUUUCCGCAUAGAGCGAAAUGGCACCCUAAACUGUCUGAUAAUGAAGAAGUAGCGUGUGUGAAAUGUAGAUGUAAGAAUGGGAAAGUAAAAUGCAGGCGGAAGAAAUGUACACCUGAUGAUUGUAGGAGAACAAAAAACAAAAAUGUAGAGAAAUGUUGCCAAUGUCCAGGUUCUCACAGGAAAAGUAGAGGCAGAAGUAAAGGCAGCAGAUAAUAGUACCUUUCAUUAUUUGUUAUCUAUUUAUUUUUACAUUCCAUUUUUACUCAUGUUAAUAUUUUUACAUAUUUGUUUGAGUGCUUGUUUCAUUAUGUAUAAAUAUGUUAUCAUAAAAGAAUGUGAUAUUUUUGUAUGUUCCAUGAUUGCUGGAUUUGUGUAAGACACAUCUCACUUGAAAACGUUAAUUUGUUAACUGUGUUUGAAUCAAGACACUGAGGGUAUUUUUGUUUAGUACACAAUGGAAAUAUGGUUGAAAUGUGUGCAUUUUUCUCAUAUUUUGCUGUUAAAUAUUAUACUUUGAACAUUUCAUUCAAUAAUUGUGCUAUCAAUGAAACAUUCAGAUAUUUUUGUGCAGAUCUGAUAUUGUUCAGCAUGGAAUAAUAUUUACAGGGAAGUUGAUUGUUCGUGUUCUGAAUAAGGUGGUACAUAACACUACAGGAAGCCACUUCUGUAAAAUUCAUCUAAACGUUUUAAUCACCUUCAAUAUUUAAGGAAAAUUAAACUUCUCAAUGCUAAAGAUUAAUGUCAAACCGCUAAAUAUUCAAUGAAAUAUAAUCUUUAAAGUGUGAGGUUCAAUGUUUUUCAAAAUUUCUAUAUUUUUGUGAAAGGGUCAAGGUAAAUAUGUUGUCAAAAUAUUAUGAAAAUUAAAAGAGUCAAAUUAUUUUUUCAACCUGUUUGUACCACCUAAAUAAUAACAUUUUAAGACUACAAGAACAACAUAUUUGAAUGAGUUUGAUUUCCUUAUUUUUGAGAGAGACGCUAACGAAUCAUUUGUUGUAAGAUAUUAUUUGAUUUGGCCUGAACAACCAACAUUUUAUGUAUUAAGAAAGUAAAAGAUGUAUUUAUCCUUUUAAUGCAGUCGCUUCAGUUAUUAUUUUGCUACACAUCUGAUCUCUCUCCUUAUGUUUAAUUCUCAUAUAAUAAUUGAUAAACGUAUGACAAAAAUUUGCUUACCUGAAUUAUGAUUGCUUGUCUUAUUUCUGUUUUGUGUCAGUAUUUUAUGUAAAUAUUGCUAUUUAUUAUAAGAUGUAAAUCCGACUGAUAAAUGAUAUUUUCA